Messenger RNA from Megalobrama amblycephala (Wuchang bream), 1042 nucleotides. RefSeq names its product transmembrane protein 81 (gene tmem81). The transcript is spliced from 2 exons. The record is from RefSeq and is a predicted model, not a curated record. Bases 230 to 1012 code for a protein of 260 amino acids. NCBI's taxonomy places the organism in Eukaryota, Metazoa, Chordata, Actinopteri, Cypriniformes, Xenocyprididae.
AUUAUUUUCAAACGAAAACAAAUAAAUCGAUGUUUUAGCACAAACCUCAGUUAUUUAAAGCGCACGUGAAAGACUCAACUAAUGAACAUAAAGUUAGGCUAUAUGAGGUUAUUAAAAGAAUGCAAAAUAGAAUCUCAAAGGUUGAGAAUUUUUUUUUAGUUUCUCACAUCUUUUGAACACACCAACGAAGCUUGGCUGGCCGCUGCUCCUCUUCUAUGUGUAAAGUUUCAUGGCUCGCUCAGCACUUUGGCUGGUGUUGCUGUACUGCACACUCCUGCAUUCCCCCAGCUACUGUAGCACUUUAACCAAAGCCGACCUGGAAGAACUGGAGAAGAUCAGCACCUGGGUCAUCAAACGCAGCUUUCCUUGCAGUACCACCUGUGGGCUUGGCAUUCGUACUCAAGAGCUCUGCCCUAUCAGGGGGACCAGAAACAUCUCCAGCACUUCCUGCAAGCUGAGGACCGUCCGCUGCCUAGACACGUGGCAGUGUGGACUGAAGACCCAAACAGCAACUGCAGGUCAGCGUCUGGUGCUUGACUGCUUAGAGGAAGUGAUGGAAGCCAUGGGCCGCUUUGCUUUUGUGGUGUCUUGGCGCUUCGCCCGUGGAGUCAUCACCUCUGAUGACUCGUUAUUCACCCGCUAUGAAGUCCUCAGACUGGACAAAGUGGUGCUAGACCCUCUCAGGGAAGAGGAUUCUGGGACAUACCGCUGUGACGUACUGGACACAGACAAACGAAGAGUGAAGAGAAUGUAUAAAGGGGUGAAGGUGUUAUCUCCCAAUGAACUGAAUUUAGACUUUGCUAAAGGUCUGAUUCAUUGGGAAGACCCUGAGAGCCUGAUUUCUAACAUCACUACCACAGGAAACAUGUAUCCCAGCAGCACUGUCCGAAACAUGGCGUUGAUAAGCGUGUCCAUAUCUGCUGUUAUGGCGGCGGUCAUCUUUCUACUCUUGUGGGGUUUAUACCGAAGAAGACCCAGAAGAACAGCUCAACUUUCCCAGGACAACAUUUGAAUGAUUAAAAAGUCAGAUUUCAUUUUUCAA